AUGAGGGGAAAAGCAGAGCACACAGGGCGGAGUUUGUGGAGAAGGAAGCACAUAUACAAUAGCGAGCAUUAUCCGGCGCGUGGCUCCCGCUACGAAAAAGGCUCUUGUCGUUUAGCGGUGGCUUUCGGAGGAAACAGGAUUGGAUCUGGACACAGCAGCGUUUUCUAUUUGCUCUUUUUACCAUCAAGUACGCCACGGGCGAAUUAA
Pochonia chlamydosporia 170 is the source of this 207-nucleotide messenger RNA. RefSeq lists its product as hypothetical. Lineage: Eukaryota; Fungi; Ascomycota; Sordariomycetes; Hypocreales; Clavicipitaceae. The transcript has a single exon. Bases 1 to 207 code for a protein of 68 amino acids. The record is from RefSeq and is a predicted model, not a curated record.